GCGGCCUCCGCGGGGCGGGCCCCCCACUCCGAAUCACGGCUGCAUUGUCGCGCAUUCCCAGCCGUCCAGUCUUCAGGUUAGGUCGGCAGCAGGCAGUGACAGGUGCACAAGUCAUCUUAUUGUCUAGUUGAGCUGAAGAGCUGAAGGAGAGUUUUCCGUCUACCUCUACAGCCGGCACGACCAGCACAACAUCGGCACCAUGAGUCAGAUACCUGUCAGUGCCAAGCAGAUACUCAAAGAAAAUGGUACUGGAGGCUUCACGCUCUGUUCGGACACCCUGGAGAGCAUCCUUGGGACAGAACACGCCGAUAAACCCGUGAUAGUGAUAUCAGUAACGGGUACAACCGACCCCGGCAAGACAAUGAUUUUUGACAUGAUGCUACGGCAUCUCGAUCCAUCCACAAGGAGCACAGACGAUCGUGGCGGCUCUACAAGAGGAAACGAAGACCGUCCAUCACGGAACAGCGGCAUCGAGUUGUGGCCGCACCUGUUUCCCGUGACGUUACCCACCGGGGAGGAGGCCGUCAUCGCGCUCAUGGACACCCAGGGCGCCGCUGAUGACGCGCCGCGGUCGCAGGCGGUGCAGGCCCUCGCCACUCUGCUCAGCUCGCUGCAGAUCUUCAACGUCGUGGACGACUUGAGUGACGAUGUUUUGGAGCAGCUGAGGCAGUCCAUAGAGUUUGGUCAAACGCUGUCGAAGAGCACCAACGCUCCGGCCUUUCAAAAGCUCAUGUUUGUUGUGCACGACUGGAAGGCGAUAGACAAAUUUCCAGUCGGGGCUGGUGGGGGUGACCAACUUGUGAAGAAAUGGCUCCUGCAGAACGGUACAACAAAUAAGCAAAUCGAGAUGGCCCGCCAGCAUAUAGGUGACUGCUUCAAUGACGUUAACGGAUUCCUCCUGCCGUUUCUUGGGCCUCCCAGCGAUCACUCUCCUUCCGCGCCUGACGGUUCUGGUCUGCUGGGUGUGCUCCCGCUAGCAGUUGUGUUCCCACCAGCACUGCUGUUCGUACCAGAAAUACUUCGCCACCGGUCAGCUUUACUGCAGGGGACAAGGAGUCGUCAGCUUAUCAAUGAAUUUUCUGCCAGACUCAUUGAGCUGAUCCAAGAGACUCUGGCGCCAGAGAAUCUAGCUAUCAAGGUUGUCGCGGGCGAGCGCCUCACCACUGGCGACCUGUGCAGGCUCAUCACCAAAUAUGUGGAACUGUUCUCCAGCAAGGAGCCGCCGAAGCCGGAGGACGUGGUGUACGCGACGAUCGCUUGUCUGUAUCCCGCAGUACAGGCCGCCAAAGAACAAUAUGUAGAGGCGAUGGCCAGUGUGUUUCGUGAGGAUCAGCCCGCGUUGAAUGACGACGAGCUGAUGAGACAACACAAGGAAGCCACAGCGAAGGCAGAGGCAACCUUCCACGCACAGAAAAAGACGGGAAACGACUCUCUGGUACAGAACGGCCUGAAGAUACUGCUGAAAGACAUUGAGAAGUGCUUUGAUGAUAUUGAUCGUGAGAACACUGGCAAACGCAAGAAGGAGGAACAGGCAGCUGAAAAGAAGAAGAAGGAAGAGAGCCAGCAGUACAUCAUAGAGCUCGUAAAGACCUGUACGGAGAUGUACAUCAACGCGAUGAAAGCUGUUGCCGACGUCGACGGCUUCGUCACUCGAGACAAUUUAAGAAGGGCUCACGCCACUGCCAAAGAGAAAGCGAUGAACAAGUUUGACGCCAGGAGCAAAAACCACACAGUCGAGUGGGACAGUCGCUAUUGGUUAACCUGUGUCAUCGGUGCACGCUUUCGCCUGAUGCAGUACCACAACGAGGUCAUGAAAGACGCUGAGGAUCGACGAGCCGUACGUGGCAACAUGAAGGCCGUGGAAGUGGCUCUCAAAUCCUACCGAACUGUGCUGAGCUCGACGAUUUCUGGAGAAGGCAUAAACGAUGACAGUCUGCUGCGUCAACAUGAUCGGACAGUCGCGGCAGCCGUCGACACUUUCAAAUCGCUCCAUGAAGGGGAUGAAGAUACGGCUGAAAAAUACGUGCAGGAACUCAAGACGCUCAUCGGUGAGGAGUUUAAAAUGAUCCGAUGCAGUCUCAAAUCAUAACACCCACUGCGACCCACAACGAACCGCGACGAGUGUCGAUCGAGUGUCGGUCGGAGUCGACAGUCCUGCGCGGAGUCGGAGUCGUGGUCGGAGUCGCCAAAAUCUUAUCCGGCUCUGACCCUGAUGUCGGAGUCAAUAUUGCAUGGCUUAAUGGCAUGCCCGACACCUCUUUGCUUGAAAAAAUCGUUCGUUGAUCUUUCCAAACCAGGUAUUGUCGAAGCUAAGGCAAUAAUUCUUUUUUGAACGAGCGUUGUCAGCGAAAAAGCAGAGGGCAACGGCUGCGCCAGGGCCAGAGCCUGCUUAUAGUUCUCCAUGUUAUGUUUGUAAUGCAUGUCUUUGAAACGCGCAUAGGAUUAUUUAAGGCAAGAGAAAAAGAUGCAAUGAACGUAAAGGGAAACCGGAAACGUCCGAAGUCUGAGCUGGAGUCGGAGUCGACUCCGACUCCGACUCCAGCUACGGAGUCAAUUCCGACGUUGUUUUGACGACGAACUCCGACAACUUGUUCAUUUUACGGGGUCGGAGUCGGAGUCCCUUAAAAGUUACCGACUCCGCAGCUCUGUCUGUAGUAUUAGAAUGUUUGAGUGUUGACUGGUUCUACUGUGAUCCUAACUAUGUGAGCCGGAGGCAGCGAGGCGUCCAAGGAACCUGUCCGUCACUUUAGGUGUCAGUAUGUUAUUGUGGAUGAUUUGUUUAAUCGAGACAGCACUUUGUACAUAAUGUGACGAAAAUACAUUUUACGUAGAGCGACCA
This is a messenger RNA of Amphibalanus amphitrite, 2839 nucleotides long. RefSeq names its product atlastin-like. The transcript is spliced from 2 exons. Bases 200 to 2089 code for a protein of 629 amino acids. Gene Ontology annotation, molecular function: GTPase activity; GTP binding. NCBI's taxonomy places the organism in Eukaryota, Metazoa, Arthropoda, Thecostraca, Balanomorpha, Balanidae. The record is from RefSeq and is a predicted model, not a curated record.